Molecule: messenger RNA, 2043 nt
Organism: Odobenus rosmarus divergens (Pacific walrus)
Lineage: Eukaryota; Metazoa; Chordata; Mammalia; Carnivora; Odobenidae
Gene: GPR137B
Product: G protein-coupled receptor 137B
Exons: 7
Coding region: 92-1288 (398 amino acids)
Biological process (GO): positive regulation of TORC1 signaling; negative regulation of osteoclast differentiation; regulation of autophagy
Cellular component (GO): lysosomal membrane
Source: RefSeq, a predicted model, not a curated record
UGUUUUCUUUCCUCCAGUCUCCGGGCUCCGGGCGGAGCGCGAUGCUGGGAGACCCCCACGGGGGCGGCGGCGGCGGCGGCCGCGAGCCCAGAUGAGGCGCCCCCGGCACCGCUGCAGCGCCCCCGGCCCGAUGGAGGCUCCGCCGUGGGACCCCCUCCGCAACGACUCGCUGCCGCCCACGCUGACCCCGGCCGUGCCCCCCUACGUGAAGCUCGGCCUCACCAUCGUCUACACCGUGUUCUACUCGCUGCUCUUCGUGUUCAUCUACGUGCAGCUCUGGCUGGUGCUGCGCUACCGCCACAAGCGGCUUAGCUACCAGAGCGUCUUCCUCUUCCUCUGCCUCUUCUGGGCCUCCCUGCGGACGGUCCUCUUCUCCUUCUACUUCAAAGAUUUCGUGGCGGCCAACGCGCUCAGCCCCUUCGUCUUCUGGCUGCUCUACUGCUUCCCCGUGUGCUUGCAGUUCUUCACCCUUACGCUCAUGAACUUGUAUUUCACGCAGGUGAUUUUCAAAGCCAAGUCAAAAUAUUCUCCGGAAUUACUCAAAUACCGGUUACCCCUCUACCUGGCCUCGCUCUUCAUCAGCCUCGUGUUCCUGUUGGUGAAUGUAACCUGCGCGGUGCUGGUGAAGACAGGAAACUGGGAGAGGGAGGUCAUUGUCUCUGUGCGCGUGGCCAUUAACGACACCCUCUUUGUGCUGUGUGCCGUUUCUCUCUCCAUCUGUCUCUACAAAAUCUCCAAGAUGUCCUUAGCCAACAUUUACUUGGAGUCAAAGGGCUCCUCUGUGUGUCAAGUGACAGCUGUUGGAGUGACCGUCAUCCUGCUUUACACCUCCAGAGCCUGCUACAACCUGUUCAUCCUGUCAUUCUCCCAGAGCAAGAAUGUCCAUUCCUUUGAUUACGACUGGUACAACGUAUCAGACCAGGCGGAUCUGAAGAAUCAGCUGGGAGAUGCUGGAUACGUGGUAUUUGGAGUGGUCCUUUUUGUGUGGGAGCUCUUACCCACCACCUUAGUCGUUUACUUCUUCCGAGUUAGAAACCCUACAAAGGACCUUACCGGCCCUGGAAUGGUCCCCAGCCACGGGUUCAGUCCCAGAUCUUACUUCUUUGACAACCCUCGAAGAUAUGACAGUGAGGAUGACCUUGCCUGGAGCGUUGCCCCUCAGGGACUUCAGGGAAGUUUUACUCCAGACUACUAUGAUUGGGGACAACAGACUAACAGUUUCCUGGCACCAGUGGGAACUUUCCAACCAGACUCCGUUUUGGAUCCUGACAAACCAAGCCAUGGGUAGCAUCAGUCAACAACUCUAUGGAAGAUUCCUCAAGUGAAGAGCUUCAAAGAGACUAACUUAAUGACAGCUGAAUUUUUAAGGCACUUUUCCUUAAGAAAUAGGACUUAAUUAUUUGUUACAGGUUUCUAAUGGCUCCAUAGGACUAAGCAAUAAUUUAGAUUGAGAAAACCUUAUUUUAGUACUAAAAAGUGAGCCUGGCUGCCCAUUUCAGUGGGUAUAAUUUAAACGUUAAAAAGAAUUCUGUACUUUUAUAAAGAUGUAUUUUAUAUAACUUAAUAAUGCUAAAAUAUAUACUAGGAUUUUUUGAGAAUGUUAUUGCAAUAUGUUUGUAGUUUGCACGGACUUUUAUGCAUAAUUCACUUUAAAAGUAUACAGUACAUGGUCUAACGGUUGUUUAAGGCUUUUGGACUUAAGUAUUCUUCAGAUCCUUACCUCUUCAGGUCGUGCAGAUGCUGAGCUUCACACCUGGAAGACUCCAAAUACAGUUGACAUCUAGAAAGCCCGUUACAACUCCAGUGUUAAAAGUUAUAAUGUAGCAGAGAAUCAGCAGACUACAUACAAGGUAAUUGGUUCCUUCCUUCGAGUUCUUUAUGGUCCAGACAGUUGUUAUCUCAAAGAAUCUCAUAAAUGUCACCAAAAAUGUGCUACUCUUUUCAGCAGGGCGCUAACGUAUACACUUCAGUGAUAAGCGGAUAUGUUAAAAACAUGGAUAGAGCUGACCUACCCUGCUAACCCUCCUCUGCUAUAUUCAGAAA